Messenger RNA from Acanthosepion pharaonis, 2019 nucleotides. The record is from the annotation of a GenBank genome assembly. NCBI's taxonomy places the organism in Eukaryota, Metazoa, Mollusca, Cephalopoda, Sepiida, Sepiidae.
AUGCUAGAAAACAAAGGGAAAGAGUUGAAUGAAAAUAAUAAUCCGACUUUUAAUUUUUCGUCUAAAUGUUACAGCGCUUGUUUUUCACCCGGUAAGAAGGGUGGUACAUUUGAUAUUGAUGUGGGUGGAAAGCUGAUCAUUCCCGAAGGCGUACUGAACAAGAAGGACACUAUCACUUGUGGCGUCAUUUCUCCAGACAUCAGAUAUGCCUACGCACCUAAAUUGAGCAUCGAUGAACGGCUGCAUAGCGAAAUAUUCAGACUGGAGACUUCCAUUAAUCAGUUGAAAAAUCCGAUAUUUUUACAGAUAGCAUAUGAAGAGAUCGACAAUCGACUAUUCGAACUCAACGCUCAGGGUCUAUGGUCCGAUGAAGAAGAAUGGGUUAACGUAGGCUUUCUUACCAAGCAAGACGAGAAACAGAAAGUGGUAGAACUGACUUUACAUCAAGGCGGAGUGUUUGUCGUGACUUAUUUACCAAAGAAAGAGAAAUUUGAAUUAACACCCAACGGUUCGCUUUAUACUUCACGACUAUGCCGAUUUUGCACAGUGAGAUGUCCCCGGAAAGCAGUCGAGACCACUGUCUUCUGCUCGUUAAAGGUUAUCCCAGUUCCUCCAGAGAAAGUGGCGUAUUGUCAGGAGACGUAUCCAUUUAAAUGCGCAGAUCUCCUGGAUUGUGUAGAAAUUUUGGAUGUGAGUAGCAACCAAACAGAUGAUUUCCGGCGUCCACUCACAAUCAAGAUGCCAGUGCCUAAUGAAAGCAUUCAACCCAAUGAAAAAGAGAGUGAAGAAGUGCAAGAUUACGAAAUCGCCGUGGUUACGAAAACGCCAUCUGACAGCGAGUGGAAUGUAUUAGAAUCAACAAAAAUAAGCAGACGAAUGGUAUCGUUUGACGUGAAAAGACUGGGAAAGUUCUGUGUGGUAAAGGUCAAGCAAGGUCGCUUCAGGCGGAUGAAAGAAGCAGUUGCCGUUUUAGAAGAUAAAAUCUACAAAGUCGCUGGAUGCAUCUCGUUAUUUACAUCGUUUGAAGAUAAAAUAUGGACGGCGGCCAUUGCCUGCUACCCGAGAAAAGAAGCUCAUUACUACGAAAAAGAGUGGGAGAAGCAAAACUUUAAAAAGGUCAACCCACUGGCAAAAAAGGAGCCAGAAAAGACUACCUACUUCGACAUCCCGGGAAAACGCUUCGAAUAUUUCAAAUAUAACGACCCAGAGUUUUACGAUGGUCUCAGUUGGACCAUUCGCGUGGAUGGAAACUUGAAGUUACUGAACGAAAAUGAUUGUCGAAUCGUCUUCUAUUCUACUCUGAAGGAUAAUUUCUAUAUUUUCAAGAUUGAACCGGAGUAUGACACCAUUAGACAACUAAUCGCUCAGGUGAACGUCAGUCCGGAUGGUAUAAAAGAUGAAGAAGAAAGAAGUAAACUGACAGGUCUGUUCACGCUGGAUGUUAAAGUCGAACAGGUAGAUGCUUAUUUUUACGUUGAACCGGAAGAAGAAGAGGAAAGCAAAAAACUACCAAAGAAGAAGCCGUCUCUGAAACGGACUGUGAGUUUCCCCCCUAUCGUUACGGCUAAAGAACCUUCGAAGUCAAAGAAAGGCCCGGGUUCAACUAAAGCUAGAAAGUAUUCGAUGAGUAGUGAUCCCAUGGAACGGCUAACGAAAUCCGUGCGUAAAGCUAACAUUAUUAUUCGAGAGUCUCGUGUACUGUCCGGUCGCAGCUUGAUGUAUCUAUCGAAGGCGGUACCCAAUGGGCUCAACUUAGCCAUCCAUCUGGGGCUGUCCGAAAGCUGUAUCACCGGCUUAGGCUUUGACGCCUUAGCCAACGGUCUAAACAUGAGCGACAUAACGUAUAAGAUUUUGCUGUAUUGGAAGCGUCAUCAAGUAAACAAGUACGACGUUGCUGUUAAUCAACUGGCGUUGGCAUUCCAACAAAUAGGUCUUUCCCAGGUGUCGAAUGUCAUCAUCAAUCAACACAACGAAGGCAAUGAGAUUAACAAAGACUGCUUUGCAUUCAUGGACCUUUGA